Molecule: messenger RNA, 830 nt
Organism: Limulus polyphemus (Atlantic horseshoe crab)
Lineage: Eukaryota; Metazoa; Arthropoda; Merostomata; Xiphosura; Limulidae
Product: ATP synthase lipid-binding protein, mitochondrial-like
Exons: 6
Coding region: 126-560 (144 amino acids)
Biological process (GO): proton transmembrane transport; proton motive force-driven ATP synthesis
Molecular function (GO): proton transmembrane transporter activity
Source: RefSeq, a predicted model, not a curated record
AACUCUGGACCUGAUGUUAGCUGUUAUUCCUUUAGCUCACCUAGUAAAGUACAAGCCUGCAUGUGACAGGUCUUGGAUUUCACUUUGUGGACAUCUUUGGUCAGUGCUGUUAAUUUAGGAAAAUCAUGUAUGCUUGUGCUCAGUAUGCUUGCCCUCUGACAAGAACAAUGGUCUUGUCUGGGUCCCGAAGUCUGUUGAGGCCAUUAACAGUUCUCAGUCAAGAGGUGCAAAAUAAAAACUUGUCCUCCAGUAGUAGAGUAACCGGAACUGCCAGCUCAUACCCAAUGUUCACACAGAUUAUAAGGACACUACAGACUUCAGCAGUACAAAAAGAUAUUGACUCUGCUGCCAAAUUCAUAGGAGCUGGUGCUGCCACUGUUGGUGUUGCUGGAUCAGGAGCUGGUAUUGGCAGUGUAUUUGGUAGUUUAAUCAUUGGCUAUGCCAGAAACCCAUCACUGAAACAACAGCUUUUCUCUUAUGCUAUUUUGGGCUUUGCCCUUUCUGAGGCCAUGGGCCUGUUUUGUCUGAUGAUGGCUUUCUUGUUGCUAUUUGCUUUCUGAAAAGUAUUCCACCCACAGAUAAGAAGAGGUUGAUGAAAGUAGUGGUUUGAUGAGGACCUGUUGUCAAUCUGCAAUGGAGAAGCUUAGUUGUAAAACUACUUUCACUUACCUUUUCAUUAAUGUAGGAAUAAGAGGGAGUUUGUAACAUCCAUAGAUUAUAGGAUUUGAAAAUAAUUAUGUAAGGUUUCAGUAUAAAAAUUUGUAGGUGAUAAGAAAAAUACUGUCUGUAAUGUUACAUUUCAUUGAAUAAAAUAUGAAAAUAUUAUUUGA